This is a messenger RNA of Sphaerulina musiva SO2202, 2485 nucleotides long. RefSeq names its product MFS general substrate transporter. Bases 573 to 2273 code for a protein of 566 amino acids. Gene Ontology annotation, cellular component: fungal-type vacuole membrane. Gene Ontology annotation, molecular function: transmembrane transporter activity. NCBI's taxonomy places the organism in Eukaryota, Fungi, Ascomycota, Dothideomycetes, Mycosphaerellales, Mycosphaerellaceae. Gene Ontology annotation, biological process: transmembrane transport. The transcript is spliced from 3 exons. The record is from RefSeq and is a predicted model, not a curated record.
GGUUGCACCGGCCCCGACGAAACAUUCACCUCCGCUUGGCGCAGCGACGCAUCGGUCACUCAACGCCAUCACUUCCAUAUCUCUGCCUCUUGGCUUUGCGGGGAUCAUGAUGUGAAAAACACUCCAUUCAAUGGUUCCCAAAUGACACUGCACUCUGUUUGCUUCUGGCAGCGUCUCACUCUCCUACUUGGCGACCCACCCCGAAGGGAGCCAUCCCUACCUAGGUCACCCGUUGCCCAGUCCAUGCACGCCAUUCUAGGAAGAAGUAGAAGAUGAUGAUCCAUGAUCCAUCAUGUAUACCGCUUGCUUAGUGCGACCGCCGUCAUCUUUGGUCUUUUCACCCAGCAUUGUGGAGCCCGGGACGAUCGAACACCCAGUGAAUCGUGUGCAUGGCGGCGGCGGAAUGGCAUACUUGUAUGCCUUCAACUACGCCGCCAUCCCUAUAUUUCACUCCUCCUUAGCCCGUUCAGUUAGGUUUGAUCCACAUUCUUGCAAAUUAAACUUCACAUUCCUUCCUCGUGUUCAUCCACUGUCACUCCACUCUCUGAAGAAGCAGCAAGUUGUGUGACAACAUGACGAGAAGCACACCGAAUCGACCGGGCAACCAGAGCCAGACUUCCUUCUUCGACUCUCGUGUAUCGUCCGAGAAGUCCUCUCCAGGUGCUUCUCGUUCCCAGAGUAAGACCAGAGAGGAUGCCGAAUGGCUCGAGCGCCCCGAACGUCGCCUCUCUAUCGACUCAGAGAAGAACGAGAAAGCCACAUCACCCGCACCAGGUCCCAAUAGCCGGACGAUAGAGAUUCAGACACCACCUGAGCCAGUUCGACUGCAGUCCUUGGCAACACUAUCAGUCGCUAGCGAACGACAACCUCACAGUGACGACGAGCCGACAUGGCCUACAGACUGGAGAGCGUACACUUGCCUGUUUGGCGGCUUCCUGUUGAUGUUCAACUCAUGGGGGCUGGUCAAUACCUAUGGCACCUACGCAUCAUACUAUAUGCAGAACCUUUUGCCAGGACGAGAUAUCCUCCUGUUGAAUCUGGUAGGCUCGACACAAUCAUUCGUGGUGCUCCUACUCUCCGCACCUGUUGGUCGAUUCCUUGAUGCGGGAUACAGCCGAACACUCAUGAUUGUUGGAACCAUCUUCGUCACGCUGGGAUCGUUCCUCCUCUCUGUCGUCAACGGCGAUGGAGAGUACAAUCAAGGCAACUACGGUUUGAUCUGGCUCACCCAAGGCUUCCUCACUGGAUUGGGCAUGUCGUGUUUCUUCGUCACUUCUUCGCAAGUGGUAUCCACCUGGUUCAAAGCCAAGAAAGGCUUCGCCAUCGGAAUCGUAGCAUCAGGAGCCAGCAUUUCCGGCUUACUGUAUCCCAUGAUGACGAAGUUCCUCAUCCAAAAGCACGGCUUCAAUAUUGCAACUCGGUACGUAGCGACAGUAGUAUGCCUGACCGCCUGUCUCGCGACUGUCCUGGCCACGCCCAACCCCAAACACAUUAUCCGGAAACCCGAGAGCUGGUUCAAGAUUAGCGUAUUCGUGGACACAAAUGCAUUUCGCAACCGAUCCUACACCUGGUUUGUAGCAUCGAUCGCAUUCCUCUUCUUCGGAUUCUACGCCGUCUUCUUCAAUCUCGAAGAGUGGGCCGUUUCCGAAGGCUUCGGUUAUCGCGCCUCGACAGGAAGCGUAGGGAUCAAUUCUGGACUUCCCCACUUACGACCUCAAAAGUCCAUGGAAGCAUUCUGGCUCCUCGCCAUCAUGAACGCCACCUCGACCCUGGGCCGGGUCACAUCUUCCUACUUCUGCGACCUCUUCGGAGCACUCAACGUGCAUUGCCUCGUCACCACCGUCGCCUCCCUCCUCACCAUCAUCCUCUGGACGCUGGCCAAAAACCUCAGCAGCGCCAUCGGCUUCGUCGUCGUCUUUGGCGCCUUCUCCGGUGCCGUCAUCGGUCUCCCACCCGCAUCUGUCGCAUACAUUCUCGGGCCCGACCCCAAAGCCCAAGCCAAACUCGGCCAAUGGACUGGCAUGAUGUAUUCUUGCGCGGCGAUUUUCGCUCUCACAGGUCCUGUGAUUGCCGGGCAUUUGAUCUCGGAAUACUCCACAUUUAUCACUGUGCAAUGCUGGGCGGGAGGUUGCAUGUUUAUGAGUGCGUGCUGUAUGGGUUGCGCCAUCUUUUGUCGCGAACGUACGAAGAAAUACGAGGCGAGGUUGCGUCAGCAAUCAACCUGUAGCAGUUCUGCGCCGAUGCGACCGGAGAAUGAGAAGGAGCUUGUUUGAUGAUCAUGACCAUGAGGUUGGUUGUUCGGUUGGUCAGUUGGUUGGACGUGAUUCUGAUGAAUUUGAUGAAGUUUUUCUUUGUUUUUUGUCCUGGCGAGGAGUUUGGUUCGGGGCCUACCUUACCUACAUAAGGUACCUUACUUUAUGUAAGGAGAGGCAAUUGGAGAUAGAGGAAGAGAGAUAUACCACCAUACCAUACAAUUUCAUUUUAG